Priceomyces carsonii is the source of this 726-nucleotide messenger RNA. RefSeq lists its product as uncharacterized. The coding region runs from base 1 to 726 and encodes 241 amino acids. Gene Ontology annotation, molecular function: protein C-terminal S-isoprenylcysteine carboxyl O-methyltransferase activity. The record is from RefSeq and is a predicted model, not a curated record. Gene Ontology annotation, cellular component: endoplasmic reticulum; membrane. Gene Ontology annotation, biological process: C-terminal protein methylation. The transcript has a single exon. Lineage: Eukaryota; Fungi; Ascomycota; Pichiomycetes; Serinales; Debaryomycetaceae.
AUGUAUCAGUAUUAUGAUAAGAAGAAAAAUCCUUUACACGAGAUAGCACUAGUGUCCUUCACUCUCGGAGCUGUAAUAGGCUGUUGUAUAAUAUUAGUUGUAUCAGAAACUUGUACCGAACAUUCUCAACUAUUGAUAUACUGCACCAUAAUUUGUAUCUAUUACUUAAAUGAAUUCCUAACCACAUCCCUCUUUCAGCCUUCGAGGACUAGCUCAAAACUGUUUUUAAUUUAUGGAAACAAAGGUAACAAAGAGUUCUUUAUGGUUCAGCUAAUCACAGUAUGGGAGUUCUUACUUAAAAGAAGUAUCUUUUUCUCCGGAUUCAUAACUUACUCAAGAAGCUGGUAUUUGAUAUGCUCUGGCUUCCUUCUUAUCGUCAUUGGUUUCUUUAUGAGGACACUAGCAAUGGCGACUUGUGGGGAAUCUUUUUCUCAUAUAAUUAUAACUGAAAAAGAGAAUAGAACAAAAUUAAUUACAACAGGAAUUUAUGGCUGGUUCAGACACCCGAGCUAUCUUGGAUUUUGGCUUUUCAGCAUUGGGUGCCAACUCUUCUUAGAGAAUUCCUUGAGUCUAGUUGUUACUAUUAUUAGCCUUGGCUACUUUUUCAAAGUCAGAAUUGAAUUUGAAGAAUGGUUUCUAAUUAAUAGAAUGUUCGGAGAUGAAUAUUUAGAAUAUAAACUGAGAGUUGGAGUAUGGAUUCCAUUUGUGGUACUUAAAGAAAGGUAA